Onthophagus taurus is the source of this 833-nucleotide messenger RNA. RefSeq names its product Vacuolar protein sorting 28 (gene Vps28). Lineage: Eukaryota; Metazoa; Arthropoda; Insecta; Coleoptera; Scarabaeidae. Gene Ontology annotation, biological process: protein transport to vacuole involved in ubiquitin-dependent protein catabolic process via the multivesicular body sorting pathway. Gene Ontology annotation, molecular function: protein-containing complex binding. Gene Ontology annotation, cellular component: ESCRT I complex. The record is from RefSeq and is a predicted model, not a curated record.
CAACUGUCAUUUUGACAUUAAUCCGCAUUAAUCACAAAGUUAUUUGUCAUCAACAUAUUUUACAAUUACAUUUCUAAUUUUUAAAACACAAUGUCUAUAAAUCAAGAUAAUCGACCUGAACUCUAUGAAGAAGUUAAGUUGUAUCAAAACGCUCGUGAACGAGAAAAAUUCGAUAACUUAGCCGAUUUGUACGCCGUUAUUAAUACGCUUCAACAAUUGGAAAAAGCUUACAUUAGAGAUUGUGUUACACCAAAAGAAUAUACAGGAGCUUGCAGUAAAUUACUGGUGCAAUAUAAAGCAGCCUUCAGACAGGUUAAAGGCGAUGAAUUUCCUAAUGUAGACGCGUUUGUGCGCAAAUACAGAUUGGAUUGUCCGGCUGCUUUGGAACGAAUUAAAGAAGAUCGUCCAAUAACAAUAAAAGAUGAUAAAGGAAACACCAGUAAAUGUAUAGCAGAUAUAGUUUCAUUAUUUAUAACAUUAAUGGAUAAAUUAAAAUUGGAAAUGCGUGCUAUGGACGAUCUUCACCCAGAAUUGAGAGAUUUAGUGGAUACAAUGAAUAGAUUGAGUAUCCUCCCUGCAGAAUUUGAGGGAAAGCAAAAAGUUGCAGAGUGGUUAAACACUUUAAAUAAUAUGUCUGCUUCUGAUGAAUUAUCAGAAAGCCAAGUUAGACAGCUUUUAUUCGAUUUAGAAUCUUCUUACAGUGCUUUUAAUAAAGUAUUGCAUAAUUCAUCAUAAAAAACUAACAACUGUCUUGUUUGUGCUUUUUUUAUUUUGAUGUAAAUUUAAGACUAAAAAAUUAUUGCUGUAGAUUUCAAGUUAUUAUAAAAAUUAGU